AUGGCGGUGGCGAUGCUGCAGGACUGGUGCAGGUGGAUGGGCGUCAGCGCCCGCAGGGGCCUGCUCAUCCUGGGCAUCCCCGAGGACUGUGACGAAGGCGAAUUCCAGGAGUCCCUGGAGGCCGCACUGUGGCCCGUGGGCCACUUCACGGUGCUGGGCAAAGUGUUCCGAGAGGAGGAUAAUGCCACCGCGGCCCUGCUGGAGCUGGACCGGGAAGUCAACUGUGCUUUGGUCCCCAGGGAAAUCCCGGGCACCGGCGGCCCCUGGAACGUGGUCUUCGUGCCCGGUUGUGCAGGCGAGGAGGAGUUUCUGGGCCACGUGUUCCACUACCUGGAGCAACAGGGGGAGGUGGUGGAAAGCGACGCAGGGGCCCUGGAGCUGGAGCUGCACACGGACUGCUGGCUCCACUCGGUCAGCCAGGCCGUCCAGCCCUGGGUGGAAAUGGUGAGGUACCAGCGCCUGGGCGUGUUUUCUGGGAGGGAGCACCCAGACCCCGGGGAGGAGUCCUUUGAGGCCUGGCUAGACCACACCACCGACAUGCUACGUGCGUGGCAGGGGGUCUCGGAAAGGGAGAGGAGGAGGAGGCUAAUGGAAGGCUUGCGGGGCACUGCCCUGCAGCUGGUACAUGGCCUCCUGGCAGAGAACCCCGCCAGGACCGCCCAGGAGUGCCUGGCGGCCCUGAUCCAGGUGUUCGGAGACAAUGGCUCCCAGGCCACCAUCCGGGUGAAGUGUCUCUCUGCUCAGCAGCAGCCAGGAGAACCCCUGUCGGCCUUCGUGUUGCGGCUGGAAGUGCUGCUACAGAAAGCCAUCAAGAAGGGGGCCCUAGCCAGGGCCUCUGUGGACGAUGUGCGCCUGAGGCAGCUGCUCACUAGGGCCAACCUGACUGAGCCUCUGGAUGAAGCCCUGAGGAAGCUGAGGAUGGUCGGCAGGCCUCCAACUUUCCUGGAGAUGCUGGGGCUCAUUCGGGAGUCCGAGGCAUGGGAAGCCAAUCUAGCCAGAAGCAUGGCGGUCCAGGCAGAGGACGAGGCCCCUGCCCAGCCUGGUGCCCAGGCGUGUGACGCCCUGGCUCAUGCCAGGGCUGCUGCUAAGGCAGCGCUUGAGAAGGUGGACGAGGAGGGAGAGGAUAUGGGCAUUGUUUUUGGAGAAGCCCCAGGAGGGCCUGGCUGGCGGCCAGACAACUCCACCUGGGCAGGAGAGCGGGAGGCCGAGGAGCCCUCUGAGGCACCUGCUGAGGGACUCAAGGACGCCUUGGAGGAGCCCGUGAAUGAGGAUGAGGCAGGGGAGUGUCAUGAGCUCAACCUCUGCUUCCUCGGUGUAGAUCUAGCCGGCUGCCUGCUGCCGGUUCUCGUGGACCUGUGUGCACGCGUGUGGGUUAUGUUCUUCUCUGAGCAGUUCCUCCCCAGUGGCCCUGAGCCCAUCCCCGGGAGCCAUCAGAAAGGACGGACGAUGCGAAGGAAUGCUCGCCUCUGUACAAUGGCCUCUGGCAAUGCCCACUCAGUUCAGGACAUCCUUCUGAAGAUUGGCACAGGAUAG
This is a messenger RNA of Perognathus longimembris pacificus (Pacific pocket mouse), 1533 nucleotides long. Its product is annotated as paraneoplastic antigen-like protein 6B. The transcript has 4 exons. The record is from RefSeq and is a predicted model, not a curated record. The coding region runs from base 1 to 1533 and encodes 510 amino acids. NCBI's taxonomy places the organism in Eukaryota, Metazoa, Chordata, Mammalia, Rodentia, Heteromyidae.